AUGGAUAAUAUUAUUUCGUGGAAUUUAUGUAGAUUAAGGGGAUAUCGAGUGAUAACAGGGGAAUGUGAUGGGUAUCAAGGGAUUAAGCGGGAUUUGGGCUUAUUAUCGUGGGAUUUGGGUGAAUUGGUUGCCGCUCAAAAAUUAAAGCAACUCCAAAUUGAUCAAAGUAAGGAACGUAUCCUUCAACAACAAAAUCAAGAAAAACAAAAAACACAAUCGACAACAAUAGAAAAACAAUUAACAAAAUUGAAAGCAGAAAUGCAUGCAAUGGAAGCGGUUUUGGAGAGAAUGAAAAAUACAGAAGGGUUAGAAGAUGAUGAUUUUGGGGAAGAAAAGGAAGAAGGGAAAAAUAAGGAAAAUGAAGGAAAGGCUGAAAUUAAAGUUGAAAAAAUCCAAAAUCAUAAAAGAAAUGAAGGAAAAACGGAAAUAAAAAAUGUUAAGGAACAAUCAAAUCGAGAAACAACAACAAAACUUCCAGCUACCCCAAAAAUUGUUUUACCAAUAAAAGUUGAAAACAAUAAAAAUCAUAGGCAUAUAAACAAUCCUAGACCUGUUCCAAUAUUAAUUGGAGAUCAAAAAAUAAUUGUUUCAUCAGCUGCUAUACCUCAAUUACCUUCUAAAAAGCCCUCGCUUCCUUUAAAUAAUUCUUUUGUUCAGAAGAAAAAUAACAAUAAAGAACAACAAACAAUUUUAACAACAACAUCAAAACCUAUACUUUUUAUGAAAACUUCAAUUCAGAGAAGAAAUAAUAGAGGAAAUUUAAUUUCAAAUAACAACACAAAUAUUAAUAAAAAAAUUAUUUUGACUGAAAAUCCUGGUUCAAUAUGGCUAGAUGGAAGCAUUCCUCGAGUUGGUUCAACAGCCAAAUGGAGUGAUUGGACUGAUUGGGGGGAAUGCUUUUGUGGGAAACAAAUGCGAUGCUCAGGCAAAUCAUACGAAAGCAGAUCUUGUAUAUCUACCACAGAGCAAUGUCCAACAACAAUUCCACCCAUUCCCCCUUCUAAACAACUUCAAUUAAUUUCUAAAAAAGAAAAACCUUCUUUAAAUAUUUUGAGAAGGACUUCUUUAAGUAUUGGGCCUUUAACAAAUGUGGAAGAUUUUAAAAAAGGAAGUGAAGGUCAAAAUCAUCAAAGGCUUUCGGAGAAUGAAAUUUUAAGGCAUAGACAUCGCCUUUUUCUAGCUCAGAGACACAGAAUGAUGAGAUAUAAAAAUUAA
Messenger RNA from Meloidogyne enterolobii, 1215 nucleotides. NCBI's taxonomy places the organism in Eukaryota, Metazoa, Nematoda, Chromadorea, Rhabditida, Meloidogynidae. The record is from the annotation of a GenBank genome assembly.